UCCAGGCUGAGAGCCUUUUUAGAGCCGUUCAGUGGAGCCAGAGUGCCUUUUUGUCUGUUGAUACGAUCAGGGGACUGGAGGAAGUGAAGGAGCUUGAGAGUUUUUCUGUCAACCUCUGUGCCUCUUCUUCCUGCUGCCGCUGCUGCUGCUCCCAAGGAGAUUUGAACAGGGCUGUUUCCCUCUAUUCUGCUGUGCUCCAGCAGGGCAGUCCAUUCAACAUGAAGGGCACAGGGCAGACUAGAAGAUGUCCGCAGAUGCGUUCGGAGCCGGGGGCAGCGAUGCCCAGCAGACCCUUCAGUCCUUCUGGCCUCGAGUCAUGGAGGAGAUCAGGAACCUGACUGUGAAGGAUUUCCGUGUGCAGGAGUUGCCUCUGGCUCGAAUCAAAAAAAUCAUGAAGCUGGAUGAGGAUGUCAAGAUGAUCAGUGCAGAGGCUCCUGUCCUGUUUGCUAAGGCAGCACAGAUCUUCAUCACAGAGCUCACCCUCAGAGCGUGGAUCCACACCGAGGACAACAAGAGACGCACGCUACAGAGGAAUGACAUUGCCAUGGCAAUAACAAAGUUUGACCAGUUUGACUUCCUGAUUGACAUUGUGCCCCGGGACGACCUGAAGCCGCCUAAACGACAGGAGGAGAUGCGUCAGUCGGUAGCUCCAGCAGAGCCGGUGCAGUACUACUUCACUUUGGCCCAGCAGCCUGGAGCUGUACAGGUGCAAAGCACACAACAGGGCCAGCAGGCCGGCGCACAAACAGCCACGACCAUCCAGCCUGGACAGAUCAUCAUCGCUCAGCCACAGCAAGGACAGAUGCUGCAGGGUGCCACCAUGCAGCAGUUGCAGCAAGUGCAGAUGCUGCAAGGGGCCACCAUGCAGCAGUUACAGCAGGUGCAGGUGCAGUCACAGGGCACACCCAUCACGAGUGCACCUGUGACCAUGCAGGUGGGUGAGGGCCAACAGGUACAGAUUGUCCAAGCUACAGCAGGUCAAGGUCAGACAGCUCAAGCCCAAGGCCAGACCAUGCAGGUCAUGCAGCAGAUCAUCACCAACACGGGAGAGAUCCAGCAAAUUCCAGUGCAACUAAACACGGGCCAGCUACAAUACAUCCGUCUAGCCCAGCCUGUGUCCGGAGCGCAAGUGGUCCAAGGACAGAUUCAGACUCUCGCCAACGCCCAGCAGAUCACACAGGCAGAUGUACAAGGACAACAGCAAUUCAACCAGUUUACUGAUGGACAGCAGUUGUAUCAGAUUCAGCAGGUGACGAUGCCCGCAGGACAGGAGCUGAGCCAACCGAUGUUCAUUCAGUCCACCAACCAGACAGUUGAGGCGCAGGUCACGCAGGUCAACACCGAAUGAGCCCGACCAGGAACCUUUUUCUCCACACACACAACACGCAUACCAGCCCGUGUGAUGCCGCCAGAUGCCACCAACUUUCGACACAGGACGCUUGAUCAACUUGAUUUUAAGCACUUCUCAUGUAGACGAGGGUCCUGAAAUCUUGUAACCCCUCCUUUUUUUUUGUAAUGCAUUUAGGAUAAAAAAAACAAAAACAAAGGGACACUGAUUGACUCUCUCAAAAGUACUCAUUAAGUUGCAUCGAUGCUUAGACACUGUUGACUUUUUGUACUUUCACCCACAUCUUUAAAGAAAAUAUGCAUCCACUGCCACAGACCCCGACUCCAGUCUCUCCACAGAUCAACUCUACUAUUCUUCCUCUCAUCUCAUGUCCAAACUACAAAGAAUCUUUUAACAUAAAAAAGUGUGCUUUAUUCCUGGCACCUUCCUUUUCACUCUUUAUUUGGAAAUGAAUUGGGAAAGUGUCCAUCUGUCAUACAUGACCUGCUCCUGGCAUUACUAGGGGAUUCUUCACCUGCUUCCCUUCUGGGGGAAACUAAUCAUACUUAAUUGUUUUCCAUGUAGGUGAUGGAUAAAAUGAAGCCAUAUACCUCAGAUAUCACUUUUUACAGCAAGUCAAUCUAAGGGAUCUCGAGAAGAGAUUAUAAGGUUCAAUGAUUAAUUCAUGUAGUUUCUCUUUUGUGUUUUUUUCUCCACAUUGACGAUGAAGCAUGACUUUUAUGGUUUAAGGGCUUCAAAAUUGUAUAGAUUAACUGUAUGUGUGUGUGUGUUUCAAGCAGCCUCACCACUGUCAUCUUUACUCUUCCAUGUUUCAUCCACUCUUUCUUCCCCCCUCUGGCUUUAGAGCAGGGAAUCUCUUCUCUGCCUCUAUGCAGUUUCACACAUCCCUCUCUACCCCGGUGGUUUUGGAGUCUUGUGCCCUGGUUUAAGUCUCAUGUACAAACACAUGACUCCGUCUGGAGAAGAGGAAAAAAAAAAACACACUUUUUUAUAGAACUCCCUUUUUUCCAUUACAAUUGUUUUUCUUUUGGUUUUGAGAUGAUGUUUGGCCUCGUAUCUUCCCCAUCGUGUUUUGUACAGUAAUGAUUAUUAUGAAUGUUUUAUGAUUGUUUUUUGUUUUUUUGCAUGUAGUUGAAACUGCCAGCAUGACAUGCAAUAGAUAGGUACAAUUUUAUUUUUGACGUUCCUUUUUGUAAGCAAACUUUGUUUGUGAGAAAAAUAAAUACAAACCAUAACUUGUCUAAGAGUUUCGA
Messenger RNA from Cottoperca gobio, 2601 nucleotides. It is a transcript of the gene nfyc, whose product is annotated as nuclear transcription factor Y, gamma. Lineage: Eukaryota; Metazoa; Chordata; Actinopteri; Perciformes; Bovichtidae. Gene Ontology annotation, molecular function: DNA-binding transcription activator activity, RNA polymerase II-specific; protein heterodimerization activity; RNA polymerase II cis-regulatory region sequence-specific DNA binding. Gene Ontology annotation, cellular component: CCAAT-binding factor complex; nucleus. Gene Ontology annotation, biological process: regulation of transcription by RNA polymerase II. The transcript has 12 exons. Bases 245 to 1348 code for a protein of 367 amino acids. The record is from RefSeq and is a predicted model, not a curated record.